AUGUCUAUCCUCGAGGUUAAACGGAGCAGUUCCAAGGUAGAAGAACUUGAGGAGCAGCCCGUCAUCCUGAAUGUAUUUGCCGCAGAGCAGCAAACGCUGGGCGAGCGAAUUCGAACGGCUUUCGAUAAGCGUCUCAUGCCUGUCGUCUGCUGCCUUUACGUACUCUCUUAUCUUGACCGUGGCAACAUUGGCAAUGCCAAGACAGCCGGAGCGCAGGGUGACCUUAACCUCAGCGAUUCCCAAUGGGCCUGGGUCUUGAACACCUUCUACAUCUGCUAUGUCUGCUUCGAGUGGACAACAGUUUUGUGGAAGAUCCUGCCUGCAAGCAAAUAUGUUAGCACUCUUUGUGUCCUUUGGGGAACCGCUGCAAUGUGCUCUGGCGCGGCGAAAAAGAUGGCCGAUCUUGUUGCCUGCCGUGCAUUCCUGGGCAUCUUCGAAGCAGCUUUCGGUGCCGGGGCACCGUACUUCCUUUCUAUGUUCUAUCGCAGACGAGAGCUGGGGCUUCGCGUCUCCCUCUUGCUAGGUAUGGCUCCCUUGGCCAACUGCUUCGCCUCUGCCUUGGCGUACGGCAUUACGCAUAUCCGCGGAUCCUUGGAGCCAUGGCGAUACCUAUUCAUCAUCGAGGGUGCACCAACCGUCUUAUUUGCCUUCGUUACUUGGUUCUACCUGCCAGAUUCUCCAGGCACGGCCAAAUACCUAUCGGAUGAAGAAAAGACACACGCCGUUGAGCGAUUACAGGUUCGGGACCACACUAAGAAGAGCAGUGUCAAGUGGUCUCAAGUGUUUGCCGGCAUGUUGGAUUAUCAAAACUAUGUCCACGCGACGAUCCACUUCUUCUGCAACUACUCGUUUGCCGGCCUCUCAAACUUCCUUCCUACAAUUGUUAGGGAGAUGGGUUAUUCUUCCGUCACGGCCCAAGGUCUGACUGCACCCGUCUAUUUCGCAGCCUUCCUCUGUUGCAUUGCGGCCGCGUACGCGUCUGACAGGUACGGCAAACGUGGCUACAUUGUCAGCGGCUUUGCCACCAUGGGAAUGGCCAUUUUACACUAA
Scedosporium apiospermum is the source of this 1050-nucleotide messenger RNA. RefSeq lists its product as uncharacterized. The coding region runs from base 1 to 1050 and encodes 349 amino acids. Gene Ontology annotation, biological process: transmembrane transport. The record is from RefSeq and is a predicted model, not a curated record. The transcript is spliced from 5 exons. Gene Ontology annotation, cellular component: membrane. NCBI's taxonomy places the organism in Eukaryota, Fungi, Ascomycota, Sordariomycetes, Microascales, Microascaceae. Gene Ontology annotation, molecular function: transmembrane transporter activity.